Molecule: messenger RNA, 243 nt
Organism: Guillardia theta CCMP2712
Lineage: Eukaryota; Cryptophyceae; Pyrenomonadales; Geminigeraceae
Exons: 2
Molecular function (GO): protein binding
Source: RefSeq, a predicted model, not a curated record
CUGCUUCGUCGUCUUUCAAGCCGCCUUGAUGCAGCUCCUUUCCUCGAGCCGGUGGAUCCCGUGAGAGAUGGUUGCCCUGAUUAUUUCCAAGUGAUUGCUCGCCCAAUGGACCUUGGAACCGUGCAGACGAAGCUCAGAGACGCGGGGCUGCACGACUUCUUUGCAGACAUCAAAUUGGUCUUCGACAACGCCAUGUGCUACAACCCUCCCUCCCACUCCAUCCACCGUCAGGCUCGUCGGCUU